GCCUAAACCCGGCGUGAGUUAUUAAGAAGUUUUUGCUCACUGGCGGCUCCCUAAGCGGCUGGAUUAGUGAGGAAGACUUUUGUCCCUUUCCCGAUCCCUUCGUGCCUUUUUUCCCCCUGUUGCGCCCAACAAGAAACAUGCGUGAGUGCAUCUCCAUCCACGUCGGCCAAGCCGGUGUCCAGAUCGGCAAUGCCUGCUGGGAGCUCUACUGCCUUGAGCACGGCAUCCAGCCGGAUGGGCAGAUGCCCAGCGACAAGACCAUUGGCGGAGGAGAUGACUCCUUCAACACGUUCUUCAGCGAGACAGGAGCUGGCAAGCACGUCCCCAGGGCAGUGUUCAUAGACUUGGAGCCAACUGUGAUAGAUGAAGUGCGCACGGGAACCUACCGCCAGCUCUUCCACCCCGAGCAGCUCAUCACUGGCAAGGAGGAUGCUGCCAACAACUAUGCCAGGGGCCACUACACCAUUGGCAAAGAGAUCAUUGACCUGGUCCUCGACAGGAUCAGGAAGCUGGCUGACCAAUUUCGGUGCACCGCCGCGCCCUCUAGCGCCACGCCUGGAGCUCAACUGGAGGUCGGAAAGGGAAAGGACUCGCACUUAGCAAGCCGCGCCCACAUUGCGGCUUUCAGUAUUUACCGCCUCACGAGAAUUCUCUGCAACGAGGCGGUGUCCAGCUGCGCCUAG
This is a messenger RNA of Varanus komodoensis (Komodo dragon), 683 nucleotides long. Its product is annotated as tubulin alpha chain-like. Gene Ontology annotation, biological process: microtubule cytoskeleton organization; mitotic cell cycle. The transcript has 5 exons. The record is from RefSeq and is a predicted model, not a curated record. Bases 138 to 683 code for a protein of 181 amino acids. Gene Ontology annotation, cellular component: cytoplasm; microtubule. Lineage: Eukaryota; Metazoa; Chordata; Lepidosauria; Squamata; Varanidae. Gene Ontology annotation, molecular function: GTP binding; structural constituent of cytoskeleton.